Molecule: messenger RNA, 3492 nt
Organism: Caenorhabditis briggsae
Lineage: Eukaryota; Metazoa; Nematoda; Chromadorea; Rhabditida; Rhabditidae
Gene: Cbr-unc-79.2
Product: Protein CBR-UNC-79.2
Exons: 10
Coding region: 1-3492 (1163 amino acids)
Molecular function (GO): protein binding
Source: RefSeq, a predicted model, not a curated record
AUGUCGUCUUUUUUCAGGUUCCUCAAAGAUUUUCCUGCCACACAGACCAACUACUGUGAGAAGUUUUCAUCGGACGCCGCACGAUGGAACUUGUACCCAAACCUCAAUUAUUCAGCUUUAUACUAUGCCAUAGUCAAUCUUCUAGACGUUUUUCCGUUAAUUACCAUUCAGCCACAAGCAAUAGGAGAAGCAAUUCUAGACACAAUAAAAGCACUGAUGAUUUUUCUGGAAAGAGACUCACUGGAACAACUUCCACUCUUGUUGGCAAGUCAACUUGGUGUCUUUCCCAGAGAGUUAGAUAAGCAGAUUGUUCACCUCCUAGCUGAUUGUGUUUUCCCUUUUGCCAUCAACGAGGAGACAUAUGUGAAGCUAAGCGUGCCUGGAGUACUAAUGCUAGUUCUACAGCAGACACAUGACCCUAGCCUCCACACGUGGAUCGUCGAAGCGGCCAUGAACAGUUCGCAAGGUGUCUAUCAGGACCUUCUACAAGUGAUUGCAAAAGGGACGUGUGAAAGUAGAGUGGCAGCUGCAAACCUGCUUUUUCACUAUUGGCCAUUUCCGAAUCCACAGAUUUUGCAUAGGAAAACGAUACAGUACCGCGUACAUGCCUGGCGAACGAUCCAAUGCCAAUCUGCCGGUUGCUCAGACAAGUCGCCUAGUGUAAAACGAUGCUAUGACCCAGUGAUAUGUGCCGAUGUAGCAGACACCUCUCCACCGAUUUUUCUCUGUCGAAAAUGCGCGGAACAAGUGACUGGAGAGCGAAAAGUCGUCACUCAACACAUUGCUCAACCCAUGCCAGCAUCAAAUGCUACGUGUCAAAGGGUAGAAUGUCAGUCACAAUCCAGACUAGCUGUGACAAUAUGCUGCUCUCAUGAGUGUACCAGAGGACACAAUCAUGUGCCAAUGAGGUUGUGUAUGGAUUGCAGUACUUUGGUACACGAAGAGGGAACGAUAAAACAUUUGCAACAUCAGGGAAGUGGAGUUGUAUGGUCGACUGAUGAUCAAUGGCCGACGGUUGAGAGUAUUGUGAAGUUGUUAAGGGAAACGACAAUGUUUGAAGGGAGUGAGGGAGAGGGGAAGAAACCGAAAUGGUUGAGGCAGUUGGAUGGAGGAACGUCCAUGGGCAAGGAGAUCGACAAAAUGGCUGACGAACGUCGAAUGCUUAGUCGUUUCGGCGUUUGGCUAAUGGCUGGUCUCUGCCCACCAAACGAAUCAGCCGAUCCCCGUGCAAUCGGCUACAUAAUGCAGAACGUCUUCGAAUGGUUCGCAACAACAGCUCUUCUUCCAUCCGACUCAAUGGGUGCAUCUCUAGAACAACUGAAAACCGACUUUGUCUCCGAUUGGAUCAACAUUGGAAUGCGUGUCCAUAACCAAGUGUUCAUCUCAAGUCUCUGUGGUGAAUGCGAGGAGCAUGACGGACGGCCUGUGAUAGAUCGAAUCAAAGAAGGUCUGGGACGUCUUCUGGCCCUCAUGCCUUAUGACGUCGUUAGUGUGGAGACGUGGUCCCGAGUGAUGCCUCGUUGGUUGGAAGCGAUUGUCAAUGAUUGUACAGAAGACAACCAGCCAGAGUUGAAGGUUCUGCUUUGCAAGAUUUUCGAGCCAGAUUUAUGUCCUUUACCUUUUGAAACAGCCGAGGUUUAUGGAUUUAUGACUGAUAGAAUCGGAGGAGAUGAUUAUGAGGAAAUGUUCAACGCGCUGCAAUGGUUACAUCAACUCUCCCGUCUGGACAUCACUAUCCCCCUACCCAUGAUCCUUGACAACUUCAAUCGGUGUCUACAGAAACUUCGCUCUAUUGAAAUCCCGCCCCUUUCUGAAAACGACCUGGAGGAGGAGGAGAUGUCUGUACACGUGGUUCUCGUGGACACACUGGUGCUUCAGAUGAAACUGAACGAUGCGGAGAGGACAAUGACUCCGGUAUUGAUCGACAAACUUUUUGAGUGUAUGCAAUUGUUGGUGUCCAUACCGAUAAGGGCGGUACCGCACUCUUGUCACGAUCCAGAGCUGGAUGGAUUUGCAGAUUGUCAGCAGUGUCAACAAACGGCGUUUGUGCAGCAAAUGGUCAUGAAUAUCACACAAAAAGUUUGUCCGAAGCGAGAAGUUGCGAUUAUUACCACCGUCGACGAGGACGCUAUCUAUGACGAUCAAACAUCAGACACCCCCACGGCGCCCGGAAGUUCUAUGCUUUCUCCUCUAACCGAAACUGGAAGCAAAGGAACAUCUCCAGGAACCUCAGCCCCUUCAAAACCAUUCCCCGACAAUCUCCAAACCCAAACAAUGUGCGUCGCCCAAGCCUGUGAACAAGAGGAAGAAGUCGAGGAGUGCGAAUUCGUGGGAAUCCUUCCAUGCGAGGAAAUGGAGGUGGCUAUGGCCGAGGCAGUAACCCAUGAUAACGUUUUGGAAACUGGCCAAGUGGUGACAAGUACUACAGUACACCCUAGCAUCAAGGGGCAAAUUGUGCAGACUCCGCAGACUCCUGUUCAGAAACAACCACCUAGUGAUUUCUGGAUUACUAGUGUAGGGCGAUUCCGAUUUAGUUUUGAGCAACUCCCACCGCAACUCAAAAUGAUUCACUCUCUAUUAGCCUGCCUAGAUGUAGCUGUGGAGCCUGACGUCGAGUUUUUUGUAAUGUCAUCCAUCAAAUAUCUCUGCCUCCAUUGUGAAGCGCUAAGCAACGCUAGACGUGAGCAUCGUGGAUUUCUGAUAUGGACGCAGGAGAAUCAAAUGGUUCCGAAGCUUUGGGAGCGGCUACGGUCAGACUACAUACAAGUUGGCGAGCUGGCUACGCAUCUCUUGCUUCAUGCAAUGACACUACCGCAAGGAGAGGAAAUGUUCUGGAAAAUGGUCCAUCGAGAUUUUACGUCUCCACAGUGGAAUGUGAGAUUUGAUGCUGUCGGGAAGGCAUAUGUGCUGGCACAAAUGAUCAAAACGGCGCCUGUAAAGGCGAAUAAAGUGGUGCAGACGUGUUUGGCGUCGGUUUUCUAUCAUUUUAUCGCUUCGCUACACGAUCCGAAUCCAUCAGUGGCUCAAAGAGCAAUCAUUGCGUUGAGGGCGAUGCCAAGUCAUACAUUGAAACUUAUCUGUAUGUGCUUCGAAUCCCAAUUCGAUCAUUGCAUUGUGGACCGCCCACUGAUCAUCCAUGCAAUCACUAUGAUGUCAAUCCUCCUACCUGACCAGACAACACUGACUUUUGACUUUUUCAUUCAACGAUUUGAGACCCUCGUGUUGGAAAGUCAGUUGUCCAGUCAGACCGAGGAGAACAUUUUUGUGCAAGGUAAAACAUGUUUCUUAUUUGAGGAUUCAACUUUUUGUUCAGAUCUUAUGCACACCGACCCAAUGUCCGAACUAUACCAACGGAAAGUUUCAAAAGCUAGAACUGCAAUUGAAAACGCCGCCACCGCUAGAUCCAUAGUCCGUCAUUUAAAACAGUACGAUGGGAUGAAACAUCAGUUGGCACAUCUACCAUCGGAUCCAGGUACGCUAGUAGCUUACUAA